CAGAGACACACACCUACAGCUAGCUGACCCACAUGUGGCUAGGAAGGUUUUAAACCCGUAGCUACUGAGCGCCGCACGGCUCCAUGCGUUCAAGCGGACCCUGGUGCAGUGUGGCGGACCGCAUGCUGCUUUAACGGAGCGGGAGUGAGUUGGCUGUAACAGGCGGAGCCCGAGGCUGAAGGUACCGAGAGCAAACUGAGCCUGGGAGCAGCAGAUACACUGAGCCAAAGAUGCCUGUAGGGCCCAGAAAGGGUGCGCAGGGUGUAGAGGAUGGGUCCGAAGAUGAGGAAAACCAGCGCUGUCCUAUCUGUCUGAACGUCCCCAGGCCUGCAGAACGUGCUGUGCCUGACAGCUGCAGCCACAUCUACUGUUUCAACUGCAUUGUGCGCUGGUCUCAGAUGGUGCAAGUCUGCCCAGUGGACCGGAGGCCUUUUAGUGCAGUCUGCAGACAGGACCCUGUGCUGGGAUUCAUCAAGAUUCCUGUGAAAAUAUCAAGCAUAUCAAACACUGAUAUAUGCAGCCGUGAAAAUGGUGAAACAGUGAGAGGAUUUUCAAAGGAGGAGACCACAAAAAUGGGAGAAAAGGAGGGGAAAAGAGCCUAUGCUAAGCCUACGCUGAAACGUCAAAUACCAGGUGAUACUGAUUCUUCGGCCCAGAAGAAGAAAAAGAUGAAAGGUGAGAGAUGCCACUCACAGCUGCUUACUCAAAAUGUUCAGCCUGGGCUCUUAGCCCAGCAGGGGGCGACACUCAACAUGCUGACCCAAAUCAUCACAGAGUCUAUAGUGUCCGAGGAGGAGCCAGUAGACGAGGAAUGGAGACUGUGUCGGAGAAAUAUGAUGGAGCAUCAUUGGCUGCAUGUUCCUGUACUCACUUCAUCUACACACCCGGCAAGCAUUCUUUCCAGACACUGCCCUCGUGCUCAUGCACUUCCUCAGCAGCCCCACGUCAUACCAUCUACCUCUCCAUGUCCACUGAGAUCUGGUAUCUCAGUUCUUUAUGGAAAGGUUUGUGCAGUCACAUGUUCCAAAGGUGAGGGAAGAAAGGGUACGAGAGGAUCUGGAUCCAAAAACUCUACCAAUCAAGAAAAGAACGUUGCAUCUCAGCGCGCAUCCAGAAAGAGAAAAGGUGUGAAUGAGGAGCCUUUAUCCACUCACUCUCAGCAGUCACAGUCAGACCCUGACUCCUCCUCUCCUACUGGCAGUGCAUCAAGUGACAUGCAUGCUUCCACAAGCAGAGAAAAGCAGGCUGGAAAACAGAAACCUGGCAAAAGGAAAGGAGGCUCAAAAAAGAAGCCUGCUCGACAAGCAGUAGUUGAAAGUGAGGAAGAGGACAAAGAGAAAGAAGAGGAAGCUGGACAGGGAAGUCAAGUGGAAAUGGCUGUUGUUGUGGAAGAGUCACAUGAAAUGGGGACUGAUGAGGAGGCAAAAGCGAGUCCCUGUCAAGGAGAUGUAGGAGUAGAUAUGGAUGUAGGCUCAGAUUCUGUUGAUCAUAGUGGAGAUGAGUUGGAAAAGGACACUGAAGAUCUGCUGAAUCCCAUAGAGAGUGAACCUGACUCACCUCUCUUCAAACAGAGUGAUGAGGAAACAAAGACAGAGAAUGACGACAGUCAGGACAAUCAGAUAUCCUCUCAAGAGAAGCUGGAUUGUUCUGAAGAGGAGGCACCUGAGAUGGAACCAGCAGAACCUGAGAGAGAACCAUCUGUUGAAAAGGAAGACCAUCUCUCUUCUUUCUGUGCAGAGCAGAUAAAGGUAGCGGAAUCUAGUGACACCUCUGACAGUUUAACUGCCCAACCUCAGGAUGAUUUGACUACUGCAGCAGUGAGCUCAUCAGACAAUAUAACUGAUCAGAAACCAGAAUCUGAAGCUCCAGAAGAGCCAGAUGGAUGUGACAGUGUAACAGAUGAGGUUUGCAAACUUCCUCCAUCUGGCAGCUGCUCAUCUGAACAUACAGUUGAAAACUGUUCUGUAAAAGAUCAGGAACUUCAAGUGACUUCAGAGACAAAGCAAGAGAGUUCUUUGGACAUAAGUGGUCAUCAAGAUAACACUGAUUCCAUUCCUAUGGAUUGUGACUCACCUGGCUCAGACAACACUUCCCUUCUUCCUGAGGGUUCUGAGAGUAAUAGUGUUGCUCUUGCACCUCAGAUCUCUACUGCUGAUCAAAACUCCAGUCAGGACAGAGAACAGAAGGACCAGGCACACGAGCCCAAGUCUGAGCCUUCAAAAGACCAGCGAGGCUCAGACAGGAGAGAUGGCCGGCAGCGCAAAUCUCGUUUCCACUCGCCCACAACUACUUGGUCCCCUAAGAGGGAGUCUAGAGGGGAAGGGUCACGGAGAUCCCGGUCAAGGGAUCGUGAUCGCAGUCGUAAUGCAAGCUCACCGCCCAGGGGUCGAGGCCGUGAGCAUGAAAACGACCGAGGUAGCUCCAGGCGGAAUCGCAGCAGAGACCGGCGAAGCCGGAGGCGUUCUCGCAGUCGUUCUAGAAGUCGCUCGAGAUCACGCUCCAGGUCAAGAAACAGGCCAAACCGCAGAAGUCUGUCUCCAGAACGCAUUGAUCAAGGGGCACAGUCACCACGGAAAAGAGAUUCUUGGGGAGGUGAAGGCUGGCGGGGAGCGCGUACUUACCGCAAUUCCAACUGGAGGAACAAUCCAGAAAGACAGAAUCAGUUUUCAGCAAGAGAGCCCAACUCGGGCAACGGCAACUUCCAUGAGACCUCGCCAGACAGAGGUCAGUCCGAAAAUCCUCACUGGGUGAAGGAAAGGUCGUGGGGGAAUGCUGACAGCAGGGAGCGUGAGCAGCGUUUGGAGGAGAAUUCUGACACUCCUGCAGACUCUUGGACUCGAGGAGGCUGGAACUCUGAACAUGGGCGUGGCGGUGGACGUGGUCGGGGUGGGCAGCGUAACUCUUUCUCAGGGAUGACAAAUAAUGCAGGGAGUGACUCCUACAGUCGCUUUAAUGAGAACAGACCUGGAGGAAAAAGGAAGGAGCCUGAGAGCUCUGAUACACCAUUGGAUCGGUCAGGAUGGUCUUCUGCUUCCAGCUGGGCAGUGCGCCGAACACUGCCUGCUGAUGUACAGAACUACUACUCACGAAGAGAACGAGGGCCUGGGACAGGUGGCAGCAUCUGGAAUAGACAAGAGGAGGACCAGCCAGCAGCUGGUUUCUCCAAACAAACAGAUCCUCCACAGAGUGAGCCAAGUACCCAUCUACCUAAUGAAGCAGUGCCAGCCCCACCUGCUGUAAUGCCCCACCAGGUCAAUGCGCUGGGAGUCUUGCGCUACCCAAUGGGGCCGCUGGGACCACGAGUCCCUACUGUCGGUCUUCAGCCCCCUCCGUUUGCCAUGCCCCCACAGAUACCUGUACACCUGCAUCCGCCAGGACCUCCUCUACCGAUACCCUCCAUAGCUGUGCAGAGUCUGCCACCGCCCCCUCCACCACCUCCCCCUGUACAGCAGGGCAGCCUCACUGUUCUGCCUGCUGAAAGCCUCCCUCAGGUCAUUACAAGUUUCGCUGUGCCAGCAAAAGUCCCCUUGAAAGUGACAGCAAACAAGGCAGCACCAUUGCAGGCUCAGCCUACUAGCACACCAAGUGUAGCCCAGCCAUCUUCCACUACUCAACCCCCGUCUCACAGCAAAGCCCAUGCAGACAGCUCCAAGAAAGAAAAGAAAUUACAGAUUCAGGAAAGAGCCAUCACUGAGGUGAAAGCAGCCAUCAAGCCAUACUAUCAGAAGAAGGAUAUCACCAAGGAAGAAUACAAAGAGAUUGUACGCAAAGCUGUAGAAAAAGUCUGCCACAGCAAGAGUGGAGAGGUUAAUGCCGAUAAAGUGGCCAACCUUGUCAAAGCAUACGUCGACAAAUACAAGCACGUUCGCAAGAACAAAACGGACAAAAACUGAGGGAGACUGCUCUGACGCCCGCACAAGUGCAAUUUCUCCAAAAAUGGCCUCACAGGCUGAUAUGACUGGAGCUUCUUUUCAUAUUUGCAGACAAUAAUGAAGAUUUUUCUAUAGAUUGCAUAUUUUGUUUAAUUUGGAUUUCAUAUAGUGCAACUGCCCUUUAAUUGCUUUUUCUUUUGAGGUGGGGGGGUUGGGGGGGUGGCUGCUGUAAACAUGAGCAAAUGUGUACUUGAGGGGUAGGAUGGGGGUUACUCUUUACUUUAAGAUCUUUAGCUGUGUUUGAUUACAUUGCAGGCAUUUUUUCAAUCUGUGGAGUAGCUGUAAGUGGUUAAUCACAUGAACAGAGUGGUACUUCUGUAUCUGUCUCUCGCACUCGCGCUCUCUCUCUCUUUGUCCCAUGGACCUUAAUGAAGUAACGGCAUUAAAGUUCGUCUUCAUUUUGCUUUUUUUUAUGCUUCAGAAUCUUGAAGUCCUGAAUAAAUGUGCAUUGGCUCUGUUAUUCCUGGUGGAGAUUCAGUGAGCUGGCUGUGUGUGUAUGUGGAUCAUGAACAUUAGUUUAAGGGAGGAUGUGGACAGCUUGUCAGUGAAAUAGGAACCGAGCUGUUGGUGUAAAUGCAGCUUAAUUCCCCAAACUGCUGUACUGCACAACCAUUGUAUUUAUUUACCUCCCACAUCACUAAAAUAAACAGGCUGUCAGUUACCCCUUCGUAUUUGUUUUGAUCAGAUUUUUUCCCCGUAGUUAUUUUAGGAUCAUAAGACAAAGUAAUAUUUUAAAGCUGUCAGUAUGUUUAGAUUCUGUGCAGGGUAUGAUGAUAAUGGUCAUCUGUGUCUGCCAGAAAUGUAAAAACUGUACAUUUAUGAAUACUUGUUAGUGUUUAUCAUGUACUGUUUAAUACUGUCCUAAAGGAAGUGUAGAGAUUGAACUUUCCCUUCUUACUGUUAUGUGCAAGAAUAAAAUAUAUUUUGAACAUUGAA
Messenger RNA from Colossoma macropomum (tambaqui), 4868 nucleotides. It is a transcript of the gene scaf11, whose product is annotated as SR-related CTD-associated factor 11. The transcript is spliced from 15 exons. The record is from RefSeq and is a predicted model, not a curated record. Lineage: Eukaryota; Metazoa; Chordata; Actinopteri; Characiformes; Serrasalmidae. Gene Ontology annotation, molecular function: RNA binding. Gene Ontology annotation, biological process: spliceosomal complex assembly. Bases 231 to 3893 code for a protein of 1220 amino acids.